GAGGGUCUGGUCAACCCUACAAUCAAGAAGGACAUAAAGGAUUCACAAAAGCUCUACUGUUGCCCAAUAGAGGGCUGCCCAAGAGGGCCAAACAGACCCUUUUCUCAAUUUUCACUUGUUAAACAGCACGGAGGAGGGUGGGGCCGGACCGGGCCGGAAUGACGCGCGCCCGAACCCCAAUCAGCCUGAUGAGUCGAGCGAGGGAUAAAGGCCACCAGAGACGGCAGUUCGAGAGAGAGAGAGAACUACAGGCAGCUGCCCUGUGUGUGUUUAUGUUUGUGUGUUUUUGUCAUUAUCAUUAAACUUUAUUUAUAUUGUCAAGCUGGUUCUCGCCGCCUCCUUUCCCUUAUAACCCCUUUACAUUGGUGCUGCAACCCGGGAGAGAUGCCCGUCGUAGAGUCCUCGACACUGCCAUCCACCCAGGGGAGCGCCGCUGCCAUCCGCCGGGGGACGGAGUAGCCCGACCGCCCGGACACGGGGAACGGGCACCGUCCACGAGGUGAGGAGGGACUGGACUCCCCGACCGCCUGGAGCGAUGGAGCCACUGCCAGGGGCGGAGGAGUGCCCUGUCAGCCGCCAGAAACGCAGAGUGGUCGAAGGAAGACCGCCGUCCACAAGGGGGGGAGGGAAUCAACUCCCCGACCACCUGGAGCAGUAGGGCCGCUGCCAGGGGCGGAGGAGUGUCCCCACGGGCCGCCAGAAUUGCAGAGGGGCGUUCUGUCCACUGGGGGUCGGAGGUUUGACUCUGGUCCACCCGGGGAGGAGCGGCUGUCGUCCGCCUGAGAGGGUGGAGGAGUGAUUGAGGACCAUGCGACAGCGCAUCAGAGAACCGGUGAGUGAGUUUAUUUUUUUCUCUCUCCUCUCUCUCUCGCUGUCGCUCCGUGUUGGCCUUUCCCUCGCCUGUGUUUUUUUUUUUUUUUUUUUCUUCUCCUGUCUCCUCCCAGGUCGAAGAAGGCGGGGAUGACCCAGGGGGGUGGGGGGGAUGUACGUCAUGCCAGGGGCUCCCCGGCCUGAGGCAACGCAGGGAGGAGUGUAAUGCGGAGGAGGGCGGGGCUGGGCCGGAAUGACGCACGCCCGGACCCCAAUCAGCCUGAUGAGGCGAGCAAGAGAUAAAGGCGAACGGAGACGGCAGUUCGAGAGAGAGAGAGGGAACUGCAGGCAGCUGCCCUUCAUUUUCAGGUUUCAUUAACAUAAUCACCAGCCAGCCAGAGGGAGACGGAGAGCGCAUUAGCGUCUGCCAACAGGAGGACGUUAAUUACUUGACUGUCGGGACUCCCUGAUGAAUUAAUGGUUCCAGCAACAGAAGAAAGGAUCCAACAUGACAGAAAAAAUAGUUCUGUCACCUGAGCAGGCUCUUGUGUUCUCUUCAAGUGACCAAUGAGCUUCUUCUUUUAUCGAAGAACUUACAAGACAUCAAGCUGAUCUGAAUGUUUUCAUCUGCAAUUGCCUCCGUUUUGUAUCGGCAUGUGUGUCAUACCUCAGAAUGAAGAGAGCGAGAUCUCAGCAAAACAGUUUGCAUGUGUGACACUCUCGGCGAAAAUAGUUGCUAGUGUGGCGGCAGCUUAACUUGAUGAAAAAUUGGACCUGAUUGACAGCCCUAAUUUAUAUUUAGUCAUGUAUGUCCUGUUAGGAAAUGAUUUGCUAUCUAAUACGUUUCCUAAUCUUACUUAUGGUGUAGCACUUUAUGAAGAUGCAUGCCGAAAAGAAGCACAAGUGUUUGAAGUGCAGUAAUAGCUAUAGUACAGAGUGGGACCUGCGAAGGCACGCUGAAGAUUGUGGGAGGAUGUAUAGCUGUACAUGUGGUUGUCCUUAUGCCAGUAGAGCAGCACUGCUGUCUCAUAUCUACAGGACGGGCCAUGAGGUUCCCAAGGAGCACAGGUAUCCACCAGUGAAAAAGAGAAAAAUUGAAAGAUUGUCAAGCAGUGCAACAAACGCUGUAUGCAUCGAACAAACAUAUGAAACACCAGACUCUAAGAAAAAGCUCACCAAGGGAGCGGCCUCUACCGAGGCAGUCUCUGAAGCCCCAGACCCAGCACAGCACAACAUUAAUCACCCUAGAAACAUCCAGAAGCUCCUACUUACGAAGCCCAAAGUGGCCCUAGUCAACUUUUCUGUCAUGCAGCUGGCCCACCUGCCCGUCCUCUUCCCCUCCACAGAAAGCACUGCAUUGAGGUCGUUGGUCUUCACCAUGGACGCACAAGGAUCUGUAAGCACUGUGCACCUUUUACAACCAUUGAUUGGUGCAGUGGUGCCUGAUCUGAACACUAAAACAGUGGCUUUCAAAGAUGCCUUCUCUGUACCUAGAUCAGCCCCAGAAACCAUUUGCACUGGAGUACAGGUCAAUCUUGAGAACCUUUCCUCUGUUGGAGAUUCAGUGAUUGAUAUUGGAGCCAGAAACAAAAGCACUUCAACAAACAUCCAGACCGACAUCUCAUACCUCAGCAGGGGUACAAAUGCCGGUCUAGUGACUGUUCCCCCCAACUGUGAGGCCUCAGUGUCUUCUUGCUCUCAGACAGACAUCAGUGUGAGCGCUCAGAUUCAGCUGCCUGUCAGCGUGCAAACCCAGAACUUACCCUCACGGAUCAGAGCCACAUCCUCCAUUGGGGCACAGACAGAUGUGUUUGGUUUCUCGUCCUUAAAUGUGACUCGAGAAACACAGACAAGCUGUUCUGUGGUGGCCCCGGUGGAUAAAAGCCAGAUAGACCAAGCAAUGUGCACAGAUCUUUUUGAUACGGAUACACUCAGUGUCUCCACUCAGGUUGCAAUGACUGAUGCUUCUUUUAGAAGCAGUGGUUUAGAGGAUCCCCUGAACGGCACUGGAUCUGGGCUCUUUGAGGACAAGACUGCUGCAUCCAUGUGUUUUGGGGCCCAGACUGACAUUUUACACCAAAAUCCAGUAGCAGACAACCAAACUCAGACCAUGAUACUUUUCCGUGACCUUGAGAACAUCCUAUCGGACAGCAUGGCUGGGACAGCUUCCAGCUGCGCUUCAGGUUUAGUUUCUGUGCACGAACCGCAUCACACUAGUAUUGACUUUGAUUUUGAGGAGUUCCUUAAUGCAACACACAUUCAGACCCAGACGGAAGAAAGCAGCUUGAACGGCCUGAAUUCAGAGACGACAUUGGAACUCCUGGACAUUGAGACACAGACUGACUUCCUGCUCUUCAACAACUUUGGUGAUGGACACAACAACGACAUGGGAAUGAAGGUGCAACCUAACGAUCUGGAGCUCGAGAUGUUCAACACCCAGACCCAGACAGACCUCAACUUCCUGCUAGACAAGAGCGGGCACAUGCCCCUUGGCGGUAUUCUCAGACAGCCUAGUUUCAGCAUGAGCACCGAGUCCUCUGACGCAGAGGCUGACAUCAGGCCUGCUCCACUGCCUCUGCCCUGCACCCAUUAUGGUCAGAUCCGGCUCAGCAGUGCUGAAACCCAGACCAACUCCAGUUCAUUUUACAGCCUGGGCCAUCUCUUCCACAUGAGUAAUGAGACCCAAACAGUGGUGGAUGACUUUCUGUCAGCGGAUUUGGCCUGGAACAUGGAGUCACACUUUAGCUCUGUGGAAACCCAAACAUGCGAGGAGCUUAUCUCACUAUUUCCUCAUGCUGAUAAACCCAAAAGCUGAGGGCUCCAUCAAGGUGGCGGUUGCAUUUUAACAUAAUCUCGUUCGGUAUGAGUUGCAGAGCUCAAAAAUUGCCCUCCGAUGACCACCAUCAUCUAGUCCAUUCUGUCAGAUGAUAAUGCUGCAUGGUCGUAAUAAUGUUUAGAAUCUCAGACAUCAUUCUGUAAAAAGCUAAUCCGUAUCUGUGACGUAUAGGUAAACCUCGAAAGCACUAUCAAAUCAAUGUAAUUAUUUAACUGAUUUAGUUUUAUUUUUGUUGCAUAUUAAUGUUCAUCUAAGUUUAGUGGUUCUAAAAUUAUUUUUGUUGCAGUAGGUCAGGUCAGAGCCUCUUGUGGGCCCCCCCCCACAUUACAUAAAAUGCCUUGUCUGGUAUACUUUCUUUUGUCUUCUAUUGUUUAGAUAACUGGAGUCUGAUUGUCUUUGUGCAUGUAUUUUUCGCCCUGGGCUAGUAAUUUGCUUUGUGGCAUAAAACAGACGUAUGUGAUGUUAAUUAGUGCCAUGCUCUUGACCCACCUAAUUAUUGUCACUGUAAGUAAAUCCUGGUUCAUGACAGAAUCCAUGCAGAUAUUUCUGGCAGACUGUUACAGCAUAAUAACUUUAAAAAUCAUAUAUAUUUAACCAGUUGAACUUGCAUCCUAAAGAGAGUUCACCCAAAAUGUAUAAUUCUCAUCAUUUACUCGCCCUUAUGGCAUCUCAAACUCGUAUGACUUUCUUCUGUGGAACAUAAAUGAAGGAUGUAUGAGUUUUUUUUUUUAUUUAAUUUUUUUUAUGACUCAAUGUAAGUCAAAGGGGUCCAAAACUUUCAAGCUCCAAAAAGGACUUAAAGGCAGCAUAAAAGUAGUCCAUAAGACUCGAGUGCUUUAAUCCAUGUCCUUGAAGUCACAGACCAAAAACAGUGAUGCUGCAUGCAGUUGCCAGGUACUCAAUUCCAAUUGAUGUAAUUAAUAAUGUGAUCAACUGAAUGUGAACAAGCUUCGUGCCAAUGAGAUGUCAAGAUUUUAUUGAAAAAGGACUUAAAUUUUGCUGUUUCUCACCGGAUAAAACACUGGAGUCGUAUGGAUUCCCUUUAUGUUGCCUUUUUGUCCUUUUAGGAGCUUGAAAAUCUUGGACAUUGUAUUGACAAAUGCACCUCAUACAUCCUUCAAAAUAGCUUAGUGUUUGUGAGUUUGAGACAGUAUAAGGGUGAGUAAAUGCUGAGAGAAUCAUCUUUUUGGGUGAACUAUUCUUUUAACUUAUGCAUGUUUCAGAUGUUACAUUUCCUUUAAAAACGGAGCUGAGGCAUUGCUCUUAUUUACUAUGAUUUGUAUCUGUGCUGUGAAUGAUAAUUUAAAUAUGCAAAUCCCAAAAGUUUACAGUAAAAUGAAACCUUUAAUAUUUCUUUGAAUGCAUGUAUUAAUUUUUAUAUUAAAUGUAUUUAGCCACCUUUAUGUAUUUCAUUUUCAGUUUACCCAUAUUAAGCUUUUUGUUGGUGCCUUAAUUUAAGUGUUCAGUAAGUAACCAUGCUUUUGAUGAAAUAUAAUUCCUGAUGCUGCUUAAUGGGGAAGCAUAAUUGCUUUCCUUGUUUGGUGUUUGGUUCUUUGUUUUGUUAGGAUAUUUGUGUGUAUGUGUGUUUAUUUGUGUAUGCUUCUUUUGAAUGAUUCAUCUGUAUGUAUGUGAUAAAUAUGGUGUAAAAUCACCUACUCAUUCACUACUCAGCCUUACUGCACUAAAUAUGAAAGCUAACCAUUGCCUCAUUUUCAUGAAGUAUUUGUAUAACAUUUAUUGUAUGCUAUUCAGUGUUUUAGCUCAAAUGUACCAGUUUGUUAUCUGGUACUGUACAUAGUGGGAUUUCGACAAGUAGAAUGUAAGUGACGCUGUGUCCGUUCACUGUACAAUAUUAAGUAGGCUGCUUGUCAGCAUUGUAACCGCUAAAGAGUUUGUGUUUCCAUGUUUAAACACUAUGAAACACUAUAAAAAUGUAUAAUUUAGAUCUGGAAAUUAGAUCUUGCAAAUGAAUACAUGAUCAUUAAUUAUAUUUAGGUAAUGAUGAUGUUAUCAUAGUAAAAGCUAUUGCUAUAGAGAACUUGAAAGAGUCCAGCACGCAAGUGUUUUUCUGUGAAGAGUGCAUGCAGUUUUUUGUGCCAAGAAUAUAUUUUGAGUUGCAGUUUGUUUGGUUUUUUUCUGUUUUUUUUUCUUUCUUUUUUUGCCAUUAUCAACAUUUGUGUCUUAUUUAACUUGGUAUAAAAGAUUAUUUAUAAUCAUUUAUAUUCAUAAUUCUAUAGUUAUGAUUAUGUAUAUUCUUUAGGGGCUGGCUCGGUGUAUCAUUUGAACCUUGGCUAUGUUCUGUUGUUUAGUCUAUCCUGCAGUAUAUGAAACUCAAAAAAUAAACUGCUGAGAAGAUUUUUGUGGGUCAUUAAUAGGAGAGGAAAGAAUAUACUGUUUAUUUACUUAACAUAAAUUCUCAAUUUGAAUAUUUAGAAUAUAUUACCUUCUACCCAAAAAAUUAAAUCAACAAAUAAUAUUUUAUGAUGUUUGUAACUAGGCUUCGAAUUGAAUAUUAAGAACUACAUGAGAUGUUAUAAAUAAAAAACAUUUAGAAUUUUAUGUGCAUUUUUCUCACUUUCGGUUGUAUUUUCACCCUGAACACCCCUUAAUUGCCAACCCUGGUCAAGCAUAAUAUCAAUAUUUUUCCCUUACAUGCUCUAUUAGUAUGGACAUUCAAAAUUAUAACAAUGAAUAAUUGUCCUGAGCAAAUAUUUUAAAUGUCAGCAAAUGUUUUAAACACAUCAGGUUAUUUUUUGAUGAGGCUUUAAAGCACAUUUAUCUGGUCACAGCCAUGUAGAGCAAUCGCACAAUUCAUGCUAAAUGUCAUAGAAUAUGACUCUUUGAAACAGAUCUGGAAAAAUGCAACUAAAAGUUUCAUUACCAAGCAAAGCUAUGGUUUCAUAUUUAAUUGUAAAAACAAAUUCUCAGAUUAUAUGACCAAAUCUCACAAUAUAUUCAUGUUUUGUGUUUCCUCACAAUACCUUUAUCCAUCUAUUAUGAAGAUUAGCCAUGGUUUAACUAUCAACCAUUAGCUCCAAUCUUCUCCAAAAUGGUAACCUCCAAAAAAAAAAAAAAAAUAAAAUAAAUAAAUAAUAAUAAAAAAAUUAAACAUGACUGAAACUCUUCUAAAUCCCAACAUAACAGAACUAAAAAGAAUCUUAUUUCAUUUUGCAUAGAAAUACACUCAAGAAAAGAGAAAGCACACACACAUUGUCCAUAGAAAAAAUCUUUCAGGAAUUGUAUUUUCAAUUUGCAUGGGACACUGAUGUCUAUUCAAAUCGAAAAAGGUUUUUUUUUGUUUUUUUUCUGAACUGAGCACUUUUGUAGCCUCUUUAUAAAAUUACUGAUUUUUUUUUUUUUUCCUAUGGACAUUGUGUGCGGGCGUUCUCUUUUCUUGGAUUUGAUUUUUUGAGCCUACACACCAAAGCAACGUGGAUAUAAGCUUUUCAGUGUUUGGCGCGGACGUUUUUUUUUUUUCUGCUUUUUGCAUAGAAAUUAGAGCUGUCAGAAUUAACACGUUAACGCAUGCUAUUAAUUAAAAAAAAUUAACGCGUUAAUUUUCUUAAUCGCGAUUAAUUCAUUUACCGUUAAUACAGCAUAAACACUGGUGCGAAGGGCGGAAACUUUGUAAUGUGUCCGCCCGGAGUCAUUACACUGUCACACACGCCACAGCUUCAGAGCCCUUCUACCAAUUGAACCUACAACCUACAAAACAUACGCGGCGGUCCCAUAGACUUGCUAUGGGUGGUACUGUAGUAACCAAGGAACGUAACAUGCUAGUUGACCGUUACGCUCUCGCAUAUGAUAGAGCCCCGGAGGUAGUUAUACCAGUACAUAAAAGAAUCUCGGACAGCGCUUCCGUAUCAGUGAUAAAAUGACGGAGAAAGGAGCUCUUAACACUAGUUGAUGUACAAAACAAACCCAUAUCAGAAUCAGAGUCAGAAUGAGCUUUAUUGCCAAGUAUGCUUACACAUACAAGGAAUUUGUCUUGGUGACAGGAGCUUCCAGUACACAACAAUGGGGGACUUGUGAUAGAAAUCAAGUAUUUUUUCAGCCUAGUAAGGUACAUUUUAAUUACCACAGAAGCACACCAAAUCUUAACUAUCACCAAAAUGCAGAAUGUUAUGUUUUUAUUUGCAAGCGCUUUUCAUUCUGUUCAAAGCGGCGUGGGAACUAGUUCUUUCAAUUAGUCAAACUCCCACUUAGAUUUUGGGAAACAUUUAAUGUUACCUGAAUUGGUGCUAUUUUAGUGAAUUUCUGUCUUUAUAUUGUGCAAGGCUUUGUUUUGAAAACAUUAAUAAAGCAUUAUAUUGUUACAUAUUGUUUUGUUUUCUUCCCUAAGAUGGAAAUGAAUUUUGACAAGAAAAGAAGUAUAUGUAGUAGAGUUGGGGUACUUGAGUUUGGACUCGGACUCGAGUCCGAGUCAUGAGUCCAAUUUUAAUGGACUUGGAUUUGUCAUGGACUCGGAUGCAUUUUUACUAGGACUUGACUCAGA
This is a messenger RNA of Myxocyprinus asiaticus (Chinese sucker), 8141 nucleotides long. RefSeq names its product ATM interactor-like. Gene Ontology annotation, molecular function: DNA-binding transcription factor activity, RNA polymerase II-specific; transcription cis-regulatory region binding. The record is from RefSeq and is a predicted model, not a curated record. NCBI's taxonomy places the organism in Eukaryota, Metazoa, Chordata, Actinopteri, Cypriniformes, Catostomidae. The transcript has 4 exons. Gene Ontology annotation, biological process: regulation of transcription by RNA polymerase II. The coding region runs from base 1685 to 3625 and encodes 646 amino acids. Gene Ontology annotation, cellular component: nucleus.